AGUCAUGGAAACUCCUCACAAUAGCUCGACGUGCCUCUCUCUCACUUCGGUCGGUGAGCGCGAGCUGAGCUCUGAGCUCCAUCCUCUCCUAAAGCCCUUUACUUUGCGCAUGUACAGCCGAACUGAACAUUUCAUCGACUCCAAGAUGGCGUUAACACCACUGGCUUGCGUUCUGCUUCUCCUUUCCAUGCAAUGCUACAUCAGCACCUUGGCAGUCAUCCUCAAGACGACGAAUGAAAAACCAUGGGUCAAUGAGUUUGAAUCAAUCGAGCUGUCCUGCAUGAUAGAGUCGAUCACCACUUCUAAUCCUAGAAUAGAAUGGAAGAAGAUUAAGAAUGGAGAGCCCAGUUAUGUAUAUUUUGAAAAGGAAAUAGCAGGUGACCUGGAAAAGAGAGCGAAAAUUCGAGAACCUGCAACCUUAGUCAUUCUCAACGCAACAAGAUCUGACACUGCUGAUUACCGCUGUGAAGUCACCGCCCCCAGUGACCAAAAAUCCUUCGAUGAGAUUUUGAUAUCACUCGUUGUAAGAGUGAAGCCCGUCGUGCCCAGAUGUUCCGUACCCAAGUCCGUCCCGGUGGGCAAACCAGCAGAACUGCAUUGUGUGGAGGAUGAGGGCCACCCGAAGUCCCAGUACCAGUGGUUCCGUAACAAAGAGGAAAUCCCAGAAGACCCCAAGACCAGCCCAAAGUUCUUAAACUCCACUUACACCCUGAACGGAGAGAUGGGCACUCUGAAAUUCAGUGCGGUCAGGAAGGAGGAUGCGGGAGAGUACUACUGCAGAGCCAGGAAUGAGGCUGGGUUCUCUGAAUGUGGACCGCAGUUGAUGGAAGUUUAUGAUAUCAACAUUGCUGGAAUUAUCCUGGGCGUAGUGGUUGUGGUGACCGUCCUUCUGUGUAUAACAGUGGGCAUCUUCUGUGCCUAUAAACGAGGCUACUUCACCAGCCAGAAGCAGACGGGAAACAAUUACAAAGCUCCAGCAAAAGGAGAUGGAGUGGACUAUGUCAGAACAGAAGAUGAGGGGGAUUUCCGACACAAAUCCUCAUUUGUCAUCUGAGUGGAGGAAGACGGAUGAUGGAAGAAUUACAUUUAAAGUUAUUGGCACUAUUAUACCUCGCAGACACAAAUCCCCAAAUGUGGACACAGAUGUCGGAGCUGCCAUGGCACGUGCCUUGCUUUUUGGCACGUCUGCAACGACACAAUUUGUAAUUGCCAAAGGUGACAAAUAAUCAUGUCUGAUCACUGUUUAAAGACACUAGAUAUGUAUUGUUUCUUUAAUUCAACUUUUACAGCCCCUUUUUACAGCUGACUAAAAUGUUGCCUGUUGUAAAAUUUUGGCAGAACCCGAUAUACAGCAAGAAAACGGUUUCCUUGAAAUCUUGUGUCAUUUUUAAAAAAAACAUUUGUUUUGUACUAGCUAAAUUUGUCAGACUAUUUUUGAUGGAAUAUAUUUUGAAAUGCCUAUAGAAUAAAUUGUUUUACUUUUUUAAAUAUUUGUAAAAUACUAACAUAGAAGCUAGGUUUUUUUUUUUUUUGACUAAUUUGGGGGUGAGAGACACCAUUUCCACCCACUUCACAUCCUUGGUUUUAACAAUUGGACAUGCAAAUAAUGUACCAGACCACUUGACGUUGUGGAUGUUUCGUUUUGUUUCAAAUCCUUUCAACGGCAUAUCCAGCGACACCGGCUUCAAUCAAAGGUCUUAUGUACUUACUAUACUGCUGGGGUUUCAUGUUAAUAGUGAAAGGACGUUCCAUGUUCAUGUUUGUAGAUAGUCUUAGACAGUGAGUAUCUUUGGAAAAACACCAGCAAAAAAGCUGGAGAAUAUUUUGAAAGACCAGUGCUGCGUAUUCUUGAUUUUAAGUGUCCUUCUAUGCUAGCUGUUUAUUUUGUAUAUAGUGAAUAUACUGUCUAGGUUUUAUUAUUUUUUUAUUAUUCUUUCUUCUUCUCUCUCUCUCUCUCUGUGAUUUUUCUUUUUCUUAUUUGAGUGAGAAAUGCUCUCAAUGUUACUUUUUAACAUAACAGGGUUUGUAUGUUGACUAACUGGUUGUAUAUAGAUCCACUGUGAGCUACACUGCAUAAGCAGUUUUUGGUUUAACUAAACGUUGAAUGAGGCAAAUAUGACACUCUUUCCAUGAAAAAAAAACUUAAAUUGGUCAUGGUAGAGAGGGGAUCUGCCUUAUUAAAUGCAUUAUUAAAACAAAAA
Molecule: messenger RNA, 2201 nt
Organism: Rhinichthys klamathensis goyatoka
Lineage: Eukaryota; Metazoa; Chordata; Actinopteri; Cypriniformes; Leuciscidae
Gene: jam3b
Product: junctional adhesion molecule 3b
Exons: 9
Coding region: 5-1054 (349 amino acids)
Biological process (GO): angiogenesis; cell adhesion
Molecular function (GO): protein heterodimerization activity; protein homodimerization activity
Source: RefSeq, a predicted model, not a curated record